Molecule: messenger RNA, 318 nt
Organism: Batrachochytrium dendrobatidis JAM81
Lineage: Eukaryota; Fungi; Chytridiomycota; Chytridiomycetes; Rhizophydiales
Exons: 3
Coding region: 1-318 (105 amino acids)
Biological process (GO): mitochondrial respiratory chain complex IV assembly
Cellular component (GO): mitochondrial inner membrane
Source: RefSeq, a predicted model, not a curated record
AUGUCGCAGUUUUUCAAAAGAGUGCAGCGGUUUGCAAAAAAAUCUCCUAUAGCAGCCGGAAUUCCAUUCAUGGGAAUGAUCGUUGCUGCUUCAUACGGAUUUUCAUAUAUCACCCAAGUAAAGUAUGAUUAUAUUGAUGCCAAAUACACUACUUCUGAUCCUAUUGUAUCCAUUUUGGUACACCAGUCGGAAAAACGAGAAAAGCUUGGACUCAAAAAUGCUGAGCCAAUCGAUAUUCGCAAAAUCUACUUUGAUUUGGCCAAGGACGAUGAUGAUUGGGAUUUUGUACGAGUUCCCAGACAACCAGGAGAAAAAUAA